This is a messenger RNA of Eremomyces bilateralis CBS 781.70, 1133 nucleotides long. RefSeq names its product DUF431-domain-containing protein. The record is from RefSeq and is a predicted model, not a curated record. Gene Ontology annotation, biological process: peptidyl-arginine methylation. The coding region runs from base 281 to 1024 and encodes 247 amino acids. Gene Ontology annotation, molecular function: protein-arginine omega-N monomethyltransferase activity. The transcript has 4 exons. NCBI's taxonomy places the organism in Eukaryota, Fungi, Ascomycota, Dothideomycetes, Eremomycetales, Eremomycetaceae.
GUGGAAAUUUUGACUUUCUAGUAGUUAUCGGUCCUUACAUUCAAUUGGACUUCGGAUACUCAGAGUGCUUAAUAAGAUUUUUCGGCGUGACAGAGUUAGAUCCUCCAUCCUCUACAGACUUCAUCAAGCCAAAAUUCUGAAAGGAAUAUUUGGGCCACAGUUAAUGGACGAAGGUAACUAAGGGAUUCAACUUGAAGUGACCUGAAUUCCGGUACUUCACAAAGAGCAAGGAAUUAUCAAGGAUUAAGGAAUCCCAAUCCCGUACAUCAUCAUUUCCAUAAUGGCCCCUUCACCCACCGACCCGCGCCCUCACCAUUACCUAAUCGAGCACCUCGACCCCGAAAUCUCCCCCUGGUCGACCGCCGAGUAUGCCUCCAUCGCCAAUGAAACCCACUCAACCUACCCCCCCUCCUCAUCCGUGUCCUCCACCCCUUCCAAAACCCCCUACUUCAUCCUCUCCUCCGUCCCUCCGUCCAUGCAGCUCCCCGCGGAAUUGCAGCAGCUGCAAACGCGGGGGAUGGUGAGUGUGGAGCACCGGAGUGUGGAGGAGAUGUGUUGGCAGGAGGGGGAGAAGGGGGAGGGGAAGUUAUGGAGGAAGGAGAGGGUGUGUUUGCUGGAUCCGAAGGCGGAGAAGGAGUUGGAGCCGAAGGAUGGAGAGGUGUUCGAUGCAUUUUUGUUCGGUGGGAUAUUAGGCGACGACCCUCCACGAGACCGCACCUCCGAGCUCCGUUGCAAAGGCUUCCCCACCCGGCGACUUGGUCCCCUGCAAAUGACGACCGACACCGCCGUCCGCGUCACCCGACUAGUAGUCGCAUCCGGGAUCCCAGUAGACCAGAUCCCGUAUAUCGACUAUCCGGAGAUCAAGAUUAACAAGCAUGAGACCACGGAGAUGCCGUUCCGGUAUGUGAAGGAUGAGAGAGGGAAGCCGGCAAUGCCAGAGGGGAUGGAUGAACUGAUUGCGAAGGAUUCGGACAAGGGGUUUGCGGAGUUGAUGGGGGAUGAUGGGGCACUGGGAGGAUCUUGAUAUAGGAUGGUCUGGAGGAAAUUCUGGAUUGGAUAUCAUUUACUAGAGGCCAACCUUGGCGGUAUAGCCGGUCACCAGUAAGAUACGCGAAUCAGCAUGCAAAUGACAA